AUGACGUCAAGACUAUCACGUUUGCACAUUGAUUGCACGGAGGCUCGGAAUGGACGCUGCAUGCGUAAAAAGUAUGUGGAAAAGGCGGUCUCUUCGUCUUUCGUCUCGAGAAAAUGUUUGAGCAGUCACUGUGUCACCUCGUACAGAACACAGUCCCUGGGACUCACAACAGUCGGACGACGCUUUCUGCCCACGCAUGCGCUUGAGCAUAAUACACAUCUAUACGAAAUUUUUGUUCAGGACUUUGCCAUCAUGAAAGAACAGACCAUACGCCUAGAUCCAGGACUAAACAUUAUCACGGGACAAUCUGGAAGUGGAAAAUCUAUUUUCCUUGAAGUGAUCGCACAACUCUGUGGAGCGGGGGCAGGUGAAGAGUUUAUUCGAUCCGGCGCGGAGAGCGCACUCAUCCGAGGUAAAUUUAAUAUUGGAUCGGAUGUGAUGUCUGAUGUCUGCAAUAUCUUGAGUCAUCACAACGUUCCAGCUGACAGAUAUAAUUUUGCAGCCACCGCAAAACGUCAACUUUCUAAAACGGAAACAGGGGCAAAAAGUGAGCCGGUGAUUCUAUCUUGCCAACUGCAAAUUGAGCGGCGCCUUACUUUUGUAGACGUUGACGACGGUAACAAAUCGCACGCUCAGGCUCAGGUAUCAUCACGAAUGAUGACAACUGCACCAUCACGCCGAGUACGAAGUGCUUGUCGCAUAAACGACACCCAAGUACCCCUAAAAGCUCUGAGAGAGUUGGGCAGAGUUCUUGUCGACUUCAACGGGCAAGGAACUGCCUCUCAUUUGGCAGAAGAACAAUUUCAGCUGAAAAUUUUAGAUGCAGUUGGAGGUACUUUUGAUUUACGCCGCCGUUUUGUUGAGUUAUCUUCCCAUCUCCGCGCCAAGCAGUACGAAUCCUCCAAGCUAGUUGGUAUGACUGCCAAAGAGCGAAAAGAGUUGGAGAGCCUCAUUCACGAUGUCAACCUAGUCAGGCCAGCAGUUGACGAGGACGUAACGCUUCGAACUAUGUUGAGACAUUUGGAUGGGAUAGACGCGACGCUUGAGGAAACUGCAAGAUUAUCAACCAUGUUUGAUGGUGGUGGCAAUGGAACGGAAGCAGGUAUUAAAAGCUCUCUGAGGUAUGUCACUUCGCAGCUAACAGCCUUGCUGGCAAAUGCUCGCCACGUCACAAAAAAUGGUGCAGACCCAGAUAUAAAAGCCAGUAAUCAUCAAGCAGCUCAGGAGAAUGCUGAUCUACAGGCUCAGCUCAUAGUGGCAGACACUCGCACAGAUGAAGCAUUUCUGGGUUUGGAGGAUGCACUGUCCAAGUGUCGGGAGGCUGAGCUCCUGAUUUUGGAUGCACAAAGUCGGUUGCUUGACUAUGCCAAUUUGAUACGAGUAGAUCAGGUGAAACGGGAAGCAUGCAUAACACGUCUGCGUGAGCUGGAAAGGCUCUGCAAUAGAAUUGGUGUUCAGAGUUCCGCAGAGGCGCAAGAGUCAGCCAAGGUAG
Messenger RNA from Micromonas commoda, 1492 nucleotides. RefSeq lists its product with no specific name. The transcript has a single exon. Gene Ontology annotation, biological process: SOS response; double-strand break repair via homologous recombination; response to radiation. Gene Ontology annotation, molecular function: ATP hydrolysis activity; ATP binding. The annotation marks the transcript as partial. NCBI's taxonomy places the organism in Eukaryota, Viridiplantae, Chlorophyta, Mamiellophyceae, Mamiellales, Mamiellaceae. The record is from RefSeq and is a predicted model, not a curated record.